Fomitiporia mediterranea MF3/22 is the source of this 948-nucleotide messenger RNA. RefSeq lists its product as uncharacterized. The record is from RefSeq and is a predicted model, not a curated record. Lineage: Eukaryota; Fungi; Basidiomycota; Agaricomycetes; Hymenochaetales; Hymenochaetaceae. The transcript has 4 exons. The coding region runs from base 1 to 948 and encodes 315 amino acids.
AUGGAUGCAACAACGUCCGCACUUGUUCAGAUCACACAUAUCCAGUUCCUGGCACUGCUCUACCCGUCCAGACUCGAACAGCGCCUCGUUCUCUUCCUCUUAGGACCUCUUGCGCUGCUGUCAGCAUCUAUGGAGCUCCUUCCCAUUCACCAGAAUCAAAAAACAGUCGACGUUGCUGAUACCAUCUGCAACACAUGCAACGCUGCACUCUCACUCCUCUUCACCGCUGCUUUGUUUCUCUGGGGUUUCGCGAUCAAUCGGAAACAAGCUUGGCGUACGGAUGGUGGGACGGCCGUAUUUGGCGGUGCAGCACUGGCGCUUGCAAUCAUCUCUACCGCUCUAAACUUUCUUUACAUCCCGACAAAGGAUCAGUAUCUCUGGCUGCCGAGCUUGAUUUGGGCUGCAGUGCUAUGGCAGAGUUUCCUAGGAUGGUGGUGGUGGGAAGGCGGUGGAAGAGGCGUGGGCGAGGUCGGGAGCUCUUGCAAAGCGCAUCCAGGAUCUGUUCCUAUUGAAGAAGGCGAAGCAAUUGAGAUGACGGAUCAUUCAAGAGGACCCAACAUAACCCAAGCUGUGGAAGCAUCGUCUACGUCAACUUCGGCGAGCUCACCGACGACGACGGAGGCUGGGCCGAGUAAUAUACUAGCGCAUCUUGCUGCAGCACUUAGUCAAGCACUCGAACGUAUGCGCUUAAGACGGACAGUAUAUGGAAACGAGGUGGCUGCUGCUGCAAGAACGUCUGGUACAUUACCAGAAGCUGCAGAUACGGACGUUGUUGGGUGGGGACUUGGAAGCUUUGGAUUGAGAGAGAGGGAGAGGAGGGAGAAUGAGAUGGCAGAAUUACAAGAUCGAGAGGACUUGGCCUUGCACACUCAGACACAUAACGAAGAUGACUUGGACAGGGAGGAGGCAGGAAGGGAGAGGAGGCCAUUGAGGGGUGGGCAGAGGUGA